UCGAACACAUACUUUCUGAUAUCCGAUCAACUUGAUUUUUUACAGAUAUGAUAUACUGAAUAAAUCAUAAAAUAUGAACGGUUCGAAUUAUCAAAAUUGGGUCUUAAAGUAGACCCGAAGGCCUACAAGGACAGGCGCAAGGAUGGAGGCUGCAAGGAGAGGAUCCUGAUUCGGAUGAGCUGGCCGGAGAAGAUGCAGGUCCAGCUGCCCCACAGCUCGUUCGCCUGCUGUACUUCGUCGGCGCCGGAUGUUAUAUAUUUAUGUAUGAUUCGACAGUUGUGUGAUCAUCGACAACAUUUGGGCCAUUUUGUUUCAGUCAUAAGCACUUUGGCUAUCAACAAGUGGAGAGAUCUUCAACGAAAGUCAAUUCAACAACAGCAAGAUCGAUUAUCGGAUAUGGUACACAAAGCUAUCGAAUAACAAAUUAUAACUUUGGGGUUUUAGGGCUUCAUUCUAGAGCAUUUUCUCACUUCAUAUCAUAGUUUGCUGCUGGCGCAUUCUUGAUCGAAUGGGAGCUUUAUUUGUACCAUACCAAAUGGUUGAAAUUUUUUCAUUCCCUGUUGUUUGUUAUUUGGACUUCAGAGUGCGGCUUCUUGUAUGAGUGGGGUUUGUCCCCUUAAUUUAGUUCAGUCAAUUGUGUCCAAAUCAAUGCUUAGUAGUUAGUACAUACAGAAUUUGAGACUGUUCUAGAUCUUCACCUUAAGAUGUUUUGAUAUUUGUUGAAAUUAAGUCCAUCUUAUAUUUUACAGAGGAUUUUGAUUACCCUUUUUUUAAUUCUCUUUUACCAAUUGGAAAAAUUAAAAAAUAAAUAAAAUAAAAAUGAUACGCAUAAUUUUUUUGGGGAUAAGUCAUUCUUUGUUGUAGGAGAUUUUCUUGAAAAUACUGCUGGACUCUGGGGUUCAUCACAGACUAACCUGGAUAUAUGAUUUUGUAACUGUACAAUGUAUGAAUCAAACAAAGGUAGUGUGCGUUGAAGUCAGCGAUUAAUAGGUUUGAUGUUGCAACUAGAUUAUUAGUUGAUAGAGAGAGAGCUGACAAAAAGUUGCAACUCAUUUUUUAUUACUGUUUUAGUAUUAUUGGGAAAAGGCCCUGCUUGUCUCAGUUCCUUAUUAUGAGAUUGGACAAGUCAAAUUCCGAAAUCAACAAGGAACACGAUGAAGCUUGAUACCGGUCCGGUGCUGGAUAAGUACUCUACUCUUAACUUGAGAUUUUUGACAACUAUAAUAAAUAAAUAAACUCAUAAUUUUCGAAAGAAAAAUUUUAUGUAAAUAAACAAAUUAUAUAAAAUUUUCUUAUUAACUAUGUGGCAUGCAAUGAAUUCAAAACACAGUCAACUUUCAUAAUCACUGUUACAUUAUUUUAAAUAAUAUUUUAUCAAAAUUUUUUAACAAUUUUAUUUUAUUUAUUAUUCUUUUUUUAGAGCUAAACAGCCACAUAAUAUUAGUAUUGCUACUUGCAAAUAGUUACAGGAUUUGCCAAUUCAUGCGCCGAGUGGACUAUAUUUCUGCCUACUUUAUUGAUACAAAUAUAGUUUAAGUGCUUCGCAUAGUUUAUAAUAUCAUGCAAAAUAGUACCAAUCUGCCAAUAUAAUAGUUUAUGCUAAGUCAACAUAUAAAAUAACAUUUAUUAUAUAAAUAUGUAAAUAAACAAAAAAAUAUAUAGCAUAACAUAACAUAAAUAUUGAUGAUACUGCUGAUCGCUGGAGGGCGAGUCGGGUAGGCCCGCGGUCCCUGCACCGUUCACCAGUCACUGAGCUCACUGGAAUACUUGCAAAAAUUUUCAACGGGGAACGGGAGUCCCCCAGCGGACCUUUCGACGAUCGAGUUAGAAGAGAGAGGGAUUGAUGGUGUGUAAAGAGAGAGAGAUUGAGAAUAGAGAAUUUAACCUUUUGUGUGUCUUGGAAGCCUCCUUAUAUCCUUUGUUCAUCAUUUUCUUAUCCACUCUGAUCUGUCAUGUUGGCUGAAAGUCUAUGCUCUAUCUUGCCUUGUUCAUGGUGAGGCUGCCCGUUCUGACGUGAAGGGGUUAUCGCAUUUAAUGCUGCAGGAGUCUCAUUAAUGGCUGAUGUGUGGUGCAAUAACUCUGCAAGAUCUUUGUCUGCUUACGUACUAGUUCUCCUCUUGAUAAGUGUUUAGAUGCCAUUGGUUUCUGGUGCAGCGUUGGGUUUUCAAUGGUGUUGGGCUAUAGUGCUUAAACCGUGAAUUGAGCUCUAAGUGGUAGGCCAAAAGCUUCUGUAGGCCAACCGAUGUCAGUAGUCCCCCAUUCCUAAGUGCAACUUCAGUCCAAUGAAGGGAAUAAGAAGGAAGACGGGGAGUGUGUGGGGCCGAGUGAGAGGAGGGCCGACCGCAAAGAAAAGGGGAAACCGAGCGAGAAGCCCGACGAAGAGGCGGGCAGACCGCAAAAAGGAGGAACAAAAUGAGAAAACCGACCGAGAUGAGAGCCGACCGAGAAAGGGGGACCGAUGGAGAAGACCGACCGGAAGGAAGGCCGACUACGAAAGAGGAGACUGAGCGAGAAGACCGACCGAGAUGAGGGCCGACCGCAGAAAGAGGGGCCGAGCGAGAAGUGGUGGUGGCGCGCGGGGCUCGAGAAGUGACGAGGCACAUGAUAAUGUGAAGUGGAAUAGACAGAGAAGGGUUAAGGGUAGUGAAUCGUGGUUGUACACGAGGCAUGAUCCAGUGAUGAGGGAGGUGAUGCGUUAGCAGGAAGCGAAGGGUUAGGACUAAGAUAGGACGUGGAAAAGGCAUGGAUGGAAACUUUCAAAAUUUUUAAAUUGGCGAAAUUUAAUCUCGAUCCUUGGAAUAUAAGCAAACCGUGGGCAUUUGGAGUUAUUUGUUUUACAUACCUCUUUGCGAAAAACCAACACAUCUUUGAGUUGAGCUCAUUUGUUUCGUGUGACACGCCUCUCCAACACUUUGCGAACUUCCUUGCGCCAGCAUCCGAAGCAAUACACAGAAACAUAGAAGAGAUGGCUCGAGACGAAGUGCCAACCAUGAGGCUAGAGGCAUUGGGUGAAGACGAUGCAGUGGAGUUGGCGAAGCAAUAUAGGACAGAAAGGCAGGAAGAAAGAGGGGCGGAGCAAGCGGCACGACCUCGUCCGUCUACCAUGAUCGUGGCCAGAAAGCCGAUUAACCAAGUGAAACCUGAUAACUGGCACACCAAGGCUAACAAGUCGACAUUUACGGCAGAGGAGUUGGAGAAGGUACGUAGGAAGUACCAGAUUCCAGCGGAGAUAGAGUUGAAGUUGCCUACGUCUAAGGAGAGGGCGUCAAAUGCACGUCCGAUGGAAUUUACACUAUAUGAGGAGGCAUUGCGGGGGGGUCUGAGGCUGUCGCUCCUGCAAAUAGUGGUGGAUGUAUUGAAGCAAUUGGAGGUGGCGCCAGGGCAGCUGAUGCCCAACACAUGGAAAAUACUACUAGCCUGCGUGAUCUCAUGGUCACAGGCGGCCGGGGGGGCAGCGAUGACAGUAGAGGAAAUCUUUUCUUGCUACAAGGCCUCCAGUCAACAAGAAACAUGGGUGACCUUGCAGGUGGUGGCGGGCAGAGGAUUAGUGGCGGGUUUACCAUCAUCGGUGAAGGGGUGGAGACCGAGGUGGUUCUUUGUAUCAGCAAAUGGUGAGAGGGGGGUGCAUACAACAUGGAAAGUUCCCACGAAGUCGGUGGAGCCAAGGUUGGAAGCAGAGGCCGAAAAUAGGGUGAAAUAGGUGAAAGAGUGGAGAGAGAAGGAGGGUGUAAAGUGGGAUGACCUGAUCCGACCUUCGUCAUUGUUCGCCUUGAGUCUGGGGCUAUAGCCGACCGAGAAGGAUCCUACACUAGAAGAGUUGGAGACGAGGAGAAAGGUGCAAGAGGCAGAAGAGCAGAAAACAUUUGCCAAGGUCGACAAAUAUAAAGAAUCACGGUUAGGCCCUGCGCCAAAGUUGGUCAUGAAGAAGUGAGUUUGACCACGCCCCAAGCCUCUGGGAGAUAAAGAUUUGA
This is a messenger RNA of Camellia sinensis, 3971 nucleotides long. Lineage: Eukaryota; Viridiplantae; Streptophyta; Magnoliopsida; Ericales; Theaceae. The record is from RefSeq and is a predicted model, not a curated record.